Molecule: messenger RNA, 270 nt
Organism: Trichophyton verrucosum HKI 0517
Lineage: Eukaryota; Fungi; Ascomycota; Eurotiomycetes; Onygenales; Arthrodermataceae
Exons: 1
Coding region: 1-270 (89 amino acids)
Source: RefSeq, a predicted model, not a curated record
AUGGCCGAAGGAAAAACACAAGAUAUCCAGCUACAUGCAAGAAACUCAGAGACGAUGGCCACCGCUGCUUAUACCACACAGUCAACAAGGGAGAACAAGUGGAAUGUCGAAUGUGGCGUGUGCUGCGUUGGAAAAGCAGAAGGAGGGAGGGAAAAAAAGAAGUCCUGGCUGGUAUUCGAACCAACGGCAAAAAAAAGUGAGGAGCUAGGUGACGAGCGCUAUCCAGCUCAAGGCUGGAGUGACCUGACUACGCCAUCCUGCCCCUCUUGA